AUGGCCGCCGCAUCAGCGCUUUCUCAAGGUGCCCUUGACGUGAUCUUCAAUGAUCCCGAUAAAGCCGCCAAGCUCUUCCCUGUACCAGUUCUGCAAUGUCUCCAAGUCAAGCAGAUGGCCCCUUCGGCCCAAGGAGGAGACAGAUUCCGCCUUGUCAUGAGCGAUGGCCAGCACUAUGUCCAGACUAUGCUUGCUACUCAAGCAAACCACGUUGUUCACGAUAAUAAGCUGGUCCGAGGUUGCAUCGCCCGAAUCAAGCAAUACACACCCAACAACCUGAAGGGCAAGAAUAUCCUCGUCAUCCUCGAUAUCGAAGUCAUCGAAUCUCUGGGCGUACAGGAAAAGAUUGGCGAGCCGUCUGCUGUCGACUCGAAGCCAGCUGGCCAAGAGGGCGCCAUCGCCGGAGGCGAUUUCUACGGUGUCAAGAAGGAGGAAUCGAAGACACAGCCUCAGCAAUUCCAACAACAACCACAGCAAUCGAUGCCCUCAAGACCUGCCACGCACGGUGGUAGCAACAUCUACCCCAUUGAGGGUCUGUCGCCCUUUGCACACAAAUGGACCAUCAAGGCCCGAGUCACUGCCAAGUCCGAUAUCAAGACAUGGCACAAGGCCACUGGUGAGGGCAAGCUUUUCAGUGUCAACCUUCUCGACGAGAGCGGUGAGAUCAAGGCUACUGGUUUCAACGAUCAGUGCGAUGCUUUCUAUGAUCGCCUGCAGGAAGGCUCAGUUUACUACAUCUCUACCCCCUGCCGAGUCCAAUUGGCCAAGAAGCAAUUCUCCAACCUGCCCAACGAUUAUGAGCUUACAUUCGAACGCGAUACCGUUAUCGAGAAGGCAGAGGACCAGACCAAUGUGCCUCAAGUAAGAUUCAACUUCUGUUCGAUUCAAGAAUUACAGAGCGUGGAGAAGGACAACACUGUCGAUGUUAUUGGUGUGUUGAAGGAGGUUGGCGAGGUUGGAGAUAUCACAUCAAAGAAGGAUGGCCGACCUUUCCAGAAGCGAGAGUUGACUCUGGUAGAUGACACUGGCUUCUCGGUCCGUGUCACUAUCUGGGGCAAGAACGCUAACUCGUUCGAUGCCGCUCCUGAGUCCGUAGUCGCCUUUAAGGGCACAAAGGUGUCAGACUUUGGCGGCAAGAGUCUCAGUCUCCUGUCUUCUGGUACAAUGACCGUCGAUCCUGACAUUCCUGACGCUCACAGACUCAAGGGCUGGUACGACUCUACUGGCCGAACAGAUACAUUCGCUACUCAUCAGAACAUGGCCUCUGUGGGUAGUGCUACUGGACGAAAGGAAGAUCUCAAGACCAUCGCUCAAGUCAAGGACGAGAAUCUGGGCAUGGACGACCAGGCUUACUACACAAUCAAGGCGACCAUUGUUUUCGUCAAGCAGGACAACUUUUGCUAUCCCGCUUGUUUGUCGCAGGGUUGCAACAAAAAGGUCACACAGAUGCCCGAUGGCACAUGGCAAUGUGAGAAGUGCAAUAUCUCUCAUGAAAAGCCCGAGUACCGGUAUAUUCUGUCAUUGAACGUUGCCGACCACACCAGCCAUCAAUGGCUCAGCUGCUUCGAUGAUUCUGGCCGACAAAUCGUGGGCCGAACAGCUGACGAGAUGAUGGAGCUGAAGGAAAACGACGACAACAAGUUUAUGGCGGCGUUUGAGGAAGCCAACUGUAAGAAGUUCACCUUCCGAUGCAGAGCCAAGAUGGACAACUUUGGCGAGGCUCAAAGGAUACGAUAUCAAGUCAUGACCGUGGCGCCCUUGAACUUCAAGUCUGAAGGCGAAAAGCUUAGCGAGUUGAUCAAGCAGUACGAGGACAGCUCGCUAUGA
Messenger RNA from Fusarium coffeatum, 1827 nucleotides. RefSeq lists its product as uncharacterized. NCBI's taxonomy places the organism in Eukaryota, Fungi, Ascomycota, Sordariomycetes, Hypocreales, Nectriaceae. Gene Ontology annotation, molecular function: single-stranded telomeric DNA binding; damaged DNA binding. Gene Ontology annotation, cellular component: DNA replication factor A complex; nucleus. Gene Ontology annotation, biological process: meiotic cell cycle; DNA replication; double-strand break repair via homologous recombination. The record is from RefSeq and is a predicted model, not a curated record. The transcript has 4 exons. The coding region runs from base 1 to 1827 and encodes 608 amino acids.